AUGAGUCUCUGGAAGCGUAUUCAGCGAAUUGGCAUGAAAGCUGCCAAAUUUCAAUUUACUGUAUCAUUGGAAGAGCUGUCAAUAAGAUUUGAGAAGGGAUAUCGGCCAAAGGGUGUUACAAUUGUGUUUACUCGCCGGGGCAGGCGCUGUACAUCUCAGCCCAUAAUGCUGCAAAAUUCCUCACCCGAGGAUUCCUCGCUUUCAUACAUGUGGGCUGUGCCGGAUAAUUUGGAAGUUGUAACAACCCUCUACCGAAAUGAAAAGGAUAUCUCCUUUGAAGAUAAGGAAUGGACUUUUCAAAUCGAAGAUGUGUGUAUGUCAGUAGCCGAGUUUAAAGAAGCUGCGCCAUCGGCAACCACUAGACGGCGUGUUUUGGCCACCCGCAGCCUCAACUUGGCCGAAUUUGCAUCAGCAUUACCCACACAGAAUAACCUCAAGGUGAAACUUCGAGCGGCCUCCAAGAAGGUUUCCUCCGCCACCCUAUUGUUCACUCUUCACGGCCUCAUGCUCCGAUCAGGCGAGGCGACGGAUGAGGAUAUGAUUUCAGUUGCCUCCUCCAUGUCACUCACCUACGCACCACCCUCAGCCUACGGAAGCAGGUGGAGCAAUGAGUCGCCCAUUCCUGAGUCAGAAACCUUCUAUAACGAUGUAGCCAGCAUCUCCAACCGAUUGAAAGCUCUUGAGCACUGUCCCGACCUCCAUGAAGUCGACGAAGAGGCGGCUGAGGCUGAGGCGAAGAAGGAGGCGGCGAAAAGCAUGGACGUGGGGCAGACCGAAGGCACUCGCAAUUCACAAGCGGACAUCGAUGGCCUGGGCUACUCCUCCACGCUGCCAACAAGCCAACUAGAAAAUCAGGCCAAGGUCACCUCUCAGACGGGACAAGACCUAUUGGCCUGGUGUCAGGAGGUCACUGCCACCUACCCCGGCGUCAAGAUCAAAGAUCUCACCAUCUGCUUCCGAUCGGGUCUUGCUCUCUGCGCAAUAAUCCACCACUUCCAGCCGCAGGCCAUAGGCGAUUUCGAGUUAGUCCUAGCAAUGACCCCGACGGAGCGUGUCCGAUUGGCCUUCGACGCGGCCAGCCGAUUUGGCGUUGCGCGGGUGUUUGUGGACCCUUGUGAGGUGGUGCGGGGGCGGGGCGGGGCUCCCGAUCGCCUCUCCAUGAUGACCUACCUCCAUCAGCUACGCACCUGCCUUAUCGCAACGGCAGCUACUGCACCGAAAGAGGAGGAGGAGGAGGAGGAGAAGAAGAAAAAAGUGGCCGCUGCUGCACCUCUCGAUGGUGCCGCUGAUCACCAGCAGAACGAAUCGGAGGUAGAUAAGGACUCCGUGAAUAAAUCCACAACAAAAGCAAAAAAGAAAAAGCAAGUGAAUUCAGGCGGCAGCAGUGCCUCCGAGCGCUAUGAGCAGCUGUUGACGAAAGCGCGAACCCUUCUGACGGAGUCGAAAUCGUCAGAUAAAAACGAUUCCUUGGGUGCUACGACUACCAUAACCACCACUGAUGAUCACGCCGUCGAAUCCCCCAGUCUUGCCACCUCAAAACACGAGCUCGACGGUGCAUCGCCAACGACGGGAAAUGUAAAGGCACGCAAAUUAAAGCUCUCCAACCUCAAGCUCUUCUCAGACGGUCUGGAGACGCACUUGAGCCUCAACGCCUCCCCUAGUAAAUCCCCCAAGCCCUCAACUAUCGCUGCGCAGUUGUUAACUCUCACCGUUUGCUUUUUUUGUUGUGUUGCAGCCCUCCAAUCUGCCGAGGCAGCGGCCUUGGCGGCGGAACAGGAGGCGUUGGAUUGCGAGGCGCCAGACCUUGAACGACGCCUGCGUGCGGUCAUGGGCUCUGGGACGCCGGAGGAGGAGAUACUCAUGCGGCGCUGGUUCCAACUCAUCUCCCGUCGCAACGCCCUCGUUCAUCGCUCCUAUCAACUCUCCAUCAUGGAGAAGGAGUCUGAUCUGGAGCGGACUACAGUCCUCCUGAACGCGGAAUUACGCGAGCUGAUGGAAAAAGAUGACAGCCAGAAGACCGCCGAGGAUCGCGCUCGUGAGGAGCUUCUGUUGCGUGAGGUCGUGGAGGUGGUGAACGAGCGCAAUGAGAUUGUCCAGGAGUUGGACUACCAGGAGCAGGCUCUCGUCAACGAGGUGGAACUAGGCCUGCAGACUGACGCAAUCACCCAACAGACCUUCCGUGCGAUCUCCGGAGGCGGUGACGCUGGAAUGAUACAAUCCUGCAUCAUCCAGUGA
This is a messenger RNA of Echinococcus granulosus, 2235 nucleotides long. Its product is annotated as EH domain-binding protein. The coding region runs from base 1 to 2235 and encodes 744 amino acids. Lineage: Eukaryota; Metazoa; Platyhelminthes; Cestoda; Cyclophyllidea; Taeniidae. Gene Ontology annotation, molecular function: protein binding. The transcript has 15 exons. The record is from RefSeq and is a predicted model, not a curated record.